Gadus macrocephalus (Pacific cod) is the source of this 7155-nucleotide messenger RNA. RefSeq lists its product as uncharacterized. Bases 1010 to 5902 code for a protein of 1630 amino acids. The transcript is spliced from 5 exons. NCBI's taxonomy places the organism in Eukaryota, Metazoa, Chordata, Actinopteri, Gadiformes, Gadidae. The record is from RefSeq and is a predicted model, not a curated record. Gene Ontology annotation, cellular component: nucleus.
UGGGCAGGCGAGAGAGAUGGAAGGAGGGAGAGUGAGAGAGAGCACGCGUCAGCACUCCACGCGUUAAAAGGGCAGAUGGUAACCGCGGGUAACUGAAGAGCAAACCACUCCUGGCCACGGAGCAAGAGAUCAGCAGAGGGAGAGAGGAACACAUGCAUUAGAGGAGAAGAGAGGGAUGAGCUCUCACUGACCGUCUGCACGUCUGCCUUGAGAGAGAAGACGAGCGGGUUACUUCUUACUUCUAGUUUCUAGAAACAAAGACAAAGAGAGAAAGCGACGUCGCAGGGACAAUCUCUGCAGAGAGGAGACGGGAGAAGCCGAGAUUCCUGCGGAGAAGUAUUCCUUGUUGUAGCCUAUUUCCAGACAGAGAGACGAAGCAGGGAUAGCCUACAGUCCAGCCAGAUGGGGAGGUGAGGAGCAGGACACAGACGAGCCGGAUAGUUUGCAAGGAGCCUGAUGCCAGGAGGACAGCUUUAGGGGCUCUGAUCGGGAGAGGUGUUUUGAGGAGAAAGAGUGGCACAUGGAGGGAGAGAGAGUUGAGCUGACAAGUUAAGACGGGAGAGCUUAGAGCGGUUUAAGGAAAAGGGAGAAAGGAGAGAAGGGAACUCGAGCAAGAUCUGAGAAAGAGGAGCAGAGCGGUGUGAGAGACCGGGGAUGUUGAUGAAGAUAGAGGAGAAAGCUGAAGAAGGGAUGAAAUAGUUUCCAACUAAAUUGCGUGACGGAAAGGAGCAGAAAAACGAGGCGAUGAACCAAGUGAAAAGGAGUGUCCCAUCCAGAGACAGGGAAUAAAGGAGCCACAUGCCGGAGGGGAGACAACUUCUUUCUGCUCUGUUGAAGCCCCUCUUCCACCACUUUGUUGUGUUGAACUCAAACCCGAGGAGGGACAACUAAGAAGAAGAAGAAAAGUUGUCGGUGCUGAAUAAAACACAUAGUUUGACGGCAGUUUAACACCGCAGACCGUCAGACAGCAGCCCCGUCCGCCCAUGCCCCGCUCCGGACGGGGGGGGUCAUGGCGUGCUACUACAUAGUGAUCAGCUCCACGCACCUGCGCGACGGACAGCUGCGGAGCAUCAAAGGGGUGUUCCGCGGACCAAUCGGAAGCAGCGGACACAGGAACGCGGAUGAAGGGGAUUCCAGUUUGUACUGCGAGCUGUGCAACAAGCAAUACCUGAGGCCCCAACAGUUUGACAACCACAUCAACUCGUACGAUCACCACCACAAACAGCGGCUGAAGGAGUUGAGGCAGAGGGAGUUCUACCGGGCGCUGGCCUGCAGGAGGCAGAGGAGGCUGCGGGAGGAGAGGAGGCGCCAGAGAAGCUUCCGCAGACCCCGCCACCUGCAGAACGAGGAGCGGAGAGGAGGAGGAGAGGAGGAGGAGGAGGGCGAGAGGAGGGAUGGAGUGUUUGCUCCAGGCAGCGGUCCGAUGUUCCGCUCCACCACGGUCGCCGUGGAGCCCACGAACGCCAGCGGGCCGGCGGGCCUGAAGCCAUUGUGGGCCGACGUCCACGCCAAGACUUGGUCUCCGCUUGCUGCUGAUCCCCAGAGCCAGUUGAUGCAACCGUUCCUCUCCCUGAAUCCUUCACUGGCCACCGACCUCAUCAACAAUGCCCCCCACUGGGACUCCCCCCGUUUAAGUGGAAAUGCCAUUACAACAAAUAACAGGGACACAAAUACGGAUGACCCUGGUGUGGAAGCCAUCACCGGCAGCAGACAUCCCCACAAUGCCUCCGUAGCGACGGAUAGCCUGCCCCACAGCCUUCCUGGUGCCAGCCAUCCCCUCACAACACCCAUCGGUACCGGCUCCAGCUGUAAGAACACAGGCAGAACUCCCAACAAAACAGGAAUUGGUGUUGGCGGGCAGCCGGUCGGUCGUAGCCCCGUGUGCGGACCGAGCAGCAGAAUCCGACCUGUGUCUUUCUCUUUGCCCAAAAAGAGUUGUCUCCUUCUCCACCAAUCAGCCGCCGUCUUCAUACAGGCAAGGCGGGACUCCGGCUUAGUGGCCAAACAGGCGAGUGCGAUGGCGAUGCUGACGGAAAAAAACAGCCAGCCAGGGAUCAGAGUCACAGACCAAACCUGCCCUUCCCCAGUCACCCCAGUGCUUUCAACCAUGAUAGGGGACGGCCCCACUGGAGACAAUGGUGGGUUUGGAACUCAGGCCAGUGUGGCCAACGGUACUGGACCCCAGCACUCAGUCUCCAGCGAAACUGGGAUGGGAGCCAGCAACCCAGCAGACAGUAGGCGGAGAGGCCUGCCUGAUGCCCACAGGGGUGAGGCAGAGACCCAGGUUGCUUUGUGUGGGGACAACAGGAGGGUGGACAGUGGAGUGUCUCUUCCUAUUGACAGUGGGAAAUUAGCCCUGCUUCCCUUAGAUAAAGAUCACGGGGUGGCGGCCGCCCAGGGCAGCGUCAUGCAGACUGGCGUCCUGGGUUAUCUAAAUGAGGUAAUUAGUGACCAGAUCACCCCUGGCAACAAGGCUGGUAGAGGCAGCAGCUGUUUGGAAGGCUGCGAGACAGAGAUUCCUCAUGAGACCGGUCCUGAUUCACCACCAACCAGCACGACGACCCCACCGCUCUCCUUGUUCCCAUAUAAACCAGUAAACCCAUUGGUUGCAAUUCAAAGUCAGCCCCAAAAAUCGAAUCCUUCUGUCCUUAGUCAGCUGACAGACUCAAACUCCUCCGUGCCAAAGUGUGCCAAAGAGUCCCCCGUUCUGAUCCCCUGUCGCCCCAAAGAGCCUUUCUGUCAGGUGCAGAGCCGAGACGGAACCACGGUGCUCCUCUGGCCCACGGAGAUGAUCAGCUUCACCAAGACCACGCCCUCCAUCUCCUUCAGCGUCAACCCCCUGCUGUACGACUUCAGGGCCCAAGCCAGGGCUAGGGAGGCCAGCGAUAAGGGGAGCGCCCCACUGGGGGCAGAGGCAGGAGGAACCAGGGGUAGAAAGAGGUCGAUCCUGGAUCUCAAAACAUCCAAACGUCAAGAGAGACAGAAGGAGUUGGAGGGAGGUGGGGAUCAGGGGAGAGAAGAAAGGCACCGGGUGGGAGGCGCCGUGGAGGCACAGGAGGCUGGGAGUGGGCCUGUUGAGCUUACAUCCGACGGUAGCCAUAGCGAUGCGCUUCCGGAAUGUCACGGCGAGGGAGUUCUGAAACCUUCAACCUCAAACUGCUCUAAAGAGACGAGCGUUGCUCACAUCCUCGGCUCGCGCCUUCAAAGCAAUAUGAGGAGCAGGAGGAAGAGGAGGAGGCGGGGAGGGGUGAGGAGGGGUUUGAGGCGGAGAGGGAAGAGGAAUAGAGGGAAGGAGAAAGGCAAAAAGGAUCCCGAGAGGGCAAGAAGUGUUCCUGCCAAGCAGUCGUUUGAAGGAGAACAAGGGGGGACAAGGAAACAGGGGGAGGGCACAGAAACAGAAAGAGAGAGGGGAGAAAAGGUGCCAUUAAGUAAUCUUCUGGCGGUUCACGGCGUCGGCAUGAAUGAAACAAAGAGGAGGGGGGGGGCCGAGAGAGGGGGUGCAGGGAACCUGACAGAAAGCACGAGGCCGGGCAGAAAUGAUGAGACUGAGCCAGAGCUAUUAAGUAAUCUUCCCGUGAACGGGUGUAAUCGCUGUAACCAGCUGUGUCUGCAGGUGAAAAGAGAGGCCAGCUUGCCUCCCGCCCAGCGAUCAGGCUCCGCAUGGGACGGGGGGCUCAGAAUAUCCCCCUUCGGGAGCACACCGUGCGGCCCUGCGAUUAGCCCCAUCCCAGGCCCCGUCGGGGGGCCGUCUUGCUGGCCCCACACCCAAGCCGGUCCCGGGCUCGGCGGUGGGGCCUCGGUGGAGAAGACACACGGAGAUGCAGGAGGGAGAUUGCAGAGAGACGGGGGGACGGGUCAGGAGCAAGGGAACACGGGGGCCGCGUGGGAGAUUACAGCAGAGCGUUGUGUUCGGGAGGCGAGGGAAAUGGUGUGCAACCGAGCGAUUAGCCGUCUGUCUUCCCCCUGCGGGGAAACAGCAGCCAACCCAGAGAUUAAUACCAGCCCCGCGCCGCACACCGCCGCGGCGUGUGAUCCAGAGAUAUGCCGCGUCCCAGGCCGUCGGCCGCCGCCGUUCAGUCAGCGGCCGUCCUGCUCUUUGGAACAGAUCCAAACGGAGGGAAUCAGUAGAUCUGAGCCGCCGUCCCUUCAUAGCCCUCCUGCUGUGGCCAGGGAACAGGAAGUGACAGCGGAACAUAAAAUCUGUGGUGUAAACAGGAAGAGAGUAUCGGAGAACGCUCCGUCAUCGGAGGACGCCACGGAGAAGAGGAGGAAAAUGUGGAGGAGUGAUGAUGCAGUCGCUUGGCCCGUACAGGAAAUCCACCAGAGAGGACAGAGCGCUUCACCCUCUGAUCUCCGCGCUGAAGACUCCCAUUCGUCCCGCGAUCCCUCGGAUGAUGCAUGUGAAAGGAACACCAAAGCCACAGACAGAACGAACGGCGUCGCCGGCAACACCAGCACAUUUGCGUUCCCCAGCCACACCACUGAGCCUCGUCGUGUUGUCGUAGCUGCCGAGAUUCGUCAUGCUAACGUAAACCAUAAACACACUGACAGCCGGGGCUCUAAUGAGAAGGCUAGCGAGAGUGAUGUCUCCGAGAAGCCCGAUCACUGUCACACGGACCUGACCAAUAAGGAUCCGCUCUGUGGUGACACAGGUAGCAGGAGUGACGUUAGUGAUACUAAGAGCCUCAUUGCCGCCCAUGAUGCUCAUGAUGUGAAUCCUGGCAUUGGAUCGCGUCACCCGUCCUCCGAGACAGCAGAGCGUGAACAGGACCGUGUUAGGAACCAGGUCGUCUCCGCUGGCCGGUGUUCAAAUGACAAGAUGGGAAAUGCAACCGCCGGAGACUGCAGCGAUAUUGACGUCUGCACUGCUGAGAGCCACAGUUUGAGAACAAUGGACAAAUAUUCAGAUUGUCCACUUAAAACCAGUGAGAAAUGUGUUGCGUGUGAGAUAGGUAACAAGGGAAGCACAAUCCAGGUCCAAAACCAUCAUGAGAUUAAAUCAGAUCACGUUCAACCUAAGUGUAGCCUGUCCAAACCCCAGCGUGGGUACAGGAGAGUCAGCACUGAGGGGAGGAAAUGUGACGGGUCAGGGAACGUUGGAGAUGAUAUCAGCAGUUUUUGGGGCUACAGUCUCACUCACUCAAACCAGUUUGAUCAGGUUAUUGGCGUACAGGACUGUCCGCUGUCCACUGAGGACAACGAAGGCGUCGUCUCGAGGCCUUCCCCUGGUAUGAUCUCCAUGCUGGGCUGCCCUCUGGAGCCACAGCAAGGGUGUAGGCCGGCAAAAAGAGGAGCAGCAGAGGGGAAAAGGACACAGGAGACGGAGGGCUGGGGGGCAAACGUCAGAGAGGAGGAAAUCCUGAAGGAGAGGGAGAGAAGGCAGGAGGAGCGAGCCAAUGAGCAGGGGAGGAGGCAGGAGUGGGAGGCGGAGAACCAGUGGAUACUGACGUUUGACCGCCUCCACCCGACCAAGAGGCCGGGCGUACUGCGCGCCGCCGUGCCCAUGCCGUGCGUCCACCUCCACCCGCCGCUGCUCCUGGCCCCGCCCCUCCCCUCCUCCUCCUCCUCCCCCUCCUUCUCCUUCCAUCGCACCGUCAUCCGGCACCACCUGGCCCUGCCCCCCCCACCGCCCCCGCCGCAGCACCACCUCCCACUCAGCCCUUACCCCCACCUGCUGCCCUCCUUCCCGCCCCACCACCACCACCACCACCACCUCCCUCCCAUGUCCCUCUCCCCUCAGCCUUCCCUGCCCACCUUCUACCCCUCCCCGCUCCACCACCACCUCCUGGAGCACCCUGGGGCGUUCCCCAUAGCAACGACGUUCCACCCCAUGCCGGGCCAUCACUCACCGCUCUUCUCUCAGACUCAUGGCACUGUCAUGCCCAUGCAGGUGCUUUUCUGAUGCAUCAACUGGCAUAUAUGUGUCUGUAUGUAUAUAUACAAAGAUGUAUAUCGAUAUAUAUGUAGAUACAAAGAUAUAUAUCUAUAAAUAUACAUGAAUAUAUAAUGAAAUUCAAGCCAGCCCACGACUCUAGCGCAGUGUGGGGCAGGAUUUUAAGUGUCAUCAUAAUCUGCAGUCCAAGAGCGAGAUGAGAACUAAGGGAGAAGAGACUCCAAAUAAGUAAGAAGAGCAAAAAUAGAAAAUCUGCACCCUGGUUGUCUUGACGUCAGCCAAUCCACGCCCCCCUCCCCCACGCACUCACUUCAGCCACUCUAUUGGAACAAAAAAGUGACAUGUAAUUAUCUUCAUCAGUAGAGACUCUGCUCAAAAUGAGCCUCAGGUGCGAGCGGAGCCCGAUCUGGGUCGGGAUGCACAGCUGGGCUUGUUUCAAUUGGCAGGAAAUCAGUUGCCGUUGCCCCUGUUUUGCAUUGUAAACAAACCAUUUAUUUUGCAAGGCACGUCUGCGUUUUUACGGUUAUCUGUCUAGGAUACGAAAGAAUUAAAGAGGGGACUCAAAGUAGGAAUUACACGUGUGAUAUAUAAAGUAGGAUAAGUGGUGCAUAUUUCUCCCUGUUUUUUGCAAGCAUACACCGUUGCAAACAAGCUUCUUAACUUGAAGUGCAUAUUAUAAUAAUAUUCUAUAUCUCUGCAACCGUAAAUAGAAAUGAAGAGACAAGAGAUGUCUUGAAUCAUUGCCAGUGACCGUUACUAAGUAACUGCUGAUUCUUAACCGAGGAGAUGGGAUUCAUUUGGCUCAUCUCACCAUAGUGAUAUCAUGGAAGACACUGUUCUAUAUUUACAUUCUGCGUACUCUGCUUAAAGAAAACACUGGAACUUUACCAUAAGGGCAGAAUCUAUCUGUGUCUCUGGCACAGCUCCAACACGUCCACUAUUGAAUCAUUAAGUUUAUUAAGAAGAUAUUUAUUUACAACAUGCUUUUCUUUACCUCGCCCCGCCCCAGUCAGGGCUACUUCUGUAGUAGUACCAUGUAUGUAUAAUGUCUGUUUAGCAUUAAACAGACCUUUCAUGAUUUGAAAAACCUGUAGAGAACAUGCUGUAAAAUACAAAUGUAGAAACUGUACUUUGAUGUAUUUUUGUAGAAAAAUCCUCUGUAAACGUAAAUGGUCUGCAGUUUUUGUAUCAUGUACUCUGAAGCUAUUUUAGCAUAGGCGAUGAUAGCUGUAUGAAAAAUUAAAGAGAUCUUAAAAAUCAAA